AUGGCUACGCAAUCAAACCUGAUUAUGGUGAGCAAUCGAUUGCCUAUAUCACUAAAGAAAAAAGACAAUGGUGAAUACUCCUACAACAUGUCCUCCGGGGGGCUGGUCAGUGGCCUGUCUGGGAUGACCAAAGACACAACUUUCCACUGGUUUGGCUGGCCAGGAUUAGAGGUCCCAGAGGGAGAUGUAGAUAAGGUCACGAAAGAGCUGGAAGAAAAAUAUCAAGCGGUACCUAUUUGGAUUCCUGAUGAGAUGGCCGAUCGACAUUAUAACGGAUUUUCAAACUCCAUUCUUUGGCCAUUGUUCCACUACCAUCCCGGCGAAAUCAGCUUCGAUGAGAAUGCGUGGGUCGCUUAUAGAGAUGCGAAUAGACUAUUUGCCAAGGCUGUCGCCAAGUCUGUUAAGGAUGGCGACCUAGUAUGGGUCCACGAUUAUCAUUUGAUGCUGCUCCCUGCUAUGCUAAGGGAGGAGAUCGGGACGUCGGUCAAGAAUGUGAAGAUUGGCUUUUUCCUGCAUACACCAUUCCCAAGCAGUGAAAUAUAUAGAAUUUUGCCAGUCAGGGAGGAAAUUCUUGAAGGAGUUUUGCAUUGCGAUUUGCUAGGUUUUCAUACUUUUGACUACGCCAGACACUUCCUAUCAUCCUGCUCUCGUAUAUUAGGGUUGACAACCACUCCAAACGGGGUAGAAUUCAAAGGGAAACUACGAACCGUAGGCGCCUUCCCCAUUGGCAUAGAUCCCGACAAGUUCACUGAAGGCUUGCAAAAACAAUCAGUCCAAGAUAGAAUUGCUCAACUCGAAAAAAAAUUCCAGGGUGUAAAACUUAUCGUGGGCGUCGAUAGGUUAGAUUAUAUUAAGGGCGUUCCUCAAAAACUGCAUGCAUUGGAGGUAUUCUUGACCGAGCACCCGGAAUGGAUUGGGAAAGUUGUUCUUGUUCAAGUCGCCGUCCCGAGUAGAGGCGAUGUGGAAGAAUACCAAAAUCUUCGAGCAGUUGUAAACGAGCUUGUGGGCCGUAUCAACGGCCGAUUCGGCUCUGUUGAAUUUAUGCCUAUUCACUUCAUGCACAAGAGCGUCAACUUUGAAGAACUUAUCUCCCUUUACGCCGUUUCCGAUGUUUGUCUUGUUAGCUCCACUCGGGACGGCAUGAAUCUCGUUUCUUACGAGUACAUCGCGACUCAGCAAAAACGACAUGGAGUCAUGAUUCUUUCCGAAUUCACUGGCGCAGCUCAAAGUUUGAACGGAAGUAUCGUUGUCAACCCAUGGAACACAGAGGAAUUGGCAAACGCUAUACACGAGGCUAUAACACUUCCUCCUGAUCUGCGAGAGGCAAAUCAUAAAAAGCUUUAUGAGUAUGUUACAAAGUAUACAAGCUCAUUCUGGGGUCAAUCCUUUGUCGGCGAGCUUACUGCCAUUUCUGAACAAGCCGAUAAAUCGACCCAAGUGGAUGCAAGUACAUGA
Molecule: messenger RNA, 1455 nt
Organism: Morchella sextelata
Lineage: Eukaryota; Fungi; Ascomycota; Pezizomycetes; Pezizales; Morchellaceae
Exons: 6
Coding region: 1-1455 (484 amino acids)
Biological process (GO): trehalose biosynthetic process; cellular response to heat
Cellular component (GO): alpha,alpha-trehalose-phosphate synthase complex (UDP-forming); cytosol
Molecular function (GO): alpha,alpha-trehalose-phosphate synthase (UDP-forming) activity
Source: RefSeq, a predicted model, not a curated record